Molecule: messenger RNA, 1329 nt
Organism: Corapipo altera (White-ruffed manakin)
Lineage: Eukaryota; Metazoa; Chordata; Aves; Passeriformes; Pipridae
Gene: ADAP2
Product: ArfGAP with dual PH domains 2
Exons: 10
Coding region: 99-1190 (363 amino acids)
Biological process (GO): positive regulation of GTPase activity
Cellular component (GO): intracellular membrane-bounded organelle; plasma membrane
Molecular function (GO): GTPase activator activity; phosphatidylinositol bisphosphate binding
Source: RefSeq, a predicted model, not a curated record
GGGGCGGCCCCGCCGGGCCCGGGGCUGUGGGGCAGGACGGGCCGGGGCCGCGCCGGUUCCUCAUUUCCCUCAGCGCUCCGCGCCGGCCCCGGGCGGCGAUGGACCACGAGCGCAGCAAGGCGCUGCUGCGGGAGCUGCAGAGGGCGAGCGGCACCGGCAACGACCGCUGCGCCGACUGCGGGCGGCCAGGUCCAGAGUGGGCUUCUUACAAACUUGGAAUACUGGUUUGUGUGAAUUGCUCUGGAAUCCAUCGCAAUCUUCCUGGCAUCACCAGGGUCAAAUCCCUUGUGCUGGACUUCUGGGAGAACGAUCUUAUAGAGUUUAUGAAGAAUCAUGGGAACCUCUGUGCCAAAGCAAAAUAUGAGGCCAAAGUCCCUCCCUACUAUUACAUCCCCCACUCUGAUGACUGUGUGGUUUUAAGAGAGCAGUGGAUUAGAGCUAAAUAUGAGCGUGAGGAAUUUGUUGCCACCCGAGUCUGCCAAGAUCCUUGUUCUGCAGAGAACCGUGAAGGAUUCCUCUGGAAGCUUGGGCAGGGACGCAGACAAUUCCACAAGAGGAAAUUUCUCCUGUCAGCAAGGGAAGGGGUGAUGAAGUACUACGGCAAAGAAAGCACAGUUCCCAAAGCUGUUAUCAGCGUGGAGACUCUGAAUGCAAUGUUCCAGGAAUGGAAAAUAGGACAUUCCCAUGGGCUGCAGAUCACCUACAGCACAGAUGGGCAAACAAGGAACCUGUUUGUCUAUCACGAAAGUGGAAAGGAGAUUGUUGACUGGUUCAACGCUAUCCGGGCAGCACGUUACCAUUACCUCAGAACAGCCUUCCCAAAUGUCCCUGAGCACGAGCUCAUACCCAGGAUCACAAGAAAUUUUGUCAAAGAAGGAUAUAUGGAGAAAACAGGACCAAAACACAAGGAGGCCUUUAAGGGACGCUGGUUCAGCCUGGAUUCUCAAGAAAGGAACCUGAUGUACUUUAAAAACCCGCUGGAUGAGUUUGCACGGGGCCAGAUUUUUAUUGGAAGGAGGGAUGAGGGGUAUGAAGUACGACCUGAGCUGCCCAAGGGAAUCCGUCUGAAGAAGAGGAAACCAAGUAUCAUUCUGGUCACACCAGGGAGAGAGUUUGUGUUUUUAUGUGAUAACGACGAGAAGCAGAAGGAGUGGAUUGAGGCCUUGGACGGAGUCAUCUCCCAGAACUGAUGUCCACAGGGAGGAGCAGAGUCAGGCAGCUACAUCCCAUCUGGCUGCAGCUCCUGUCCACACAGGGACAGGAUUGUUUUCAGCAGAGUGGGUUGAAUGUCUCUUACCCUGGCACAAUAAAAAAAAUACAAGUCAAGUU